Dentiscutata erythropus is the source of this 151-nucleotide messenger RNA. The record is from the annotation of a GenBank genome assembly. NCBI's taxonomy places the organism in Eukaryota, Fungi, Glomeromycota, Glomeromycetes, Diversisporales, Gigasporaceae.
AUGAGAAGACAAGAGCCAGAUGCUGAAUUGGUAAGAAUUUGGAAGACCACUACUAAACGUAGAAGAGCUGCUUUGCCACCUACCAAACAACAGCAUGAACAAGAAAAACAUAUUGCAAAAGCAUUCAAAGAGAAAAAACAAUCAUGGAAAU